Molecule: messenger RNA, 1575 nt
Organism: Dichomitus squalens LYAD-421 SS1
Lineage: Eukaryota; Fungi; Basidiomycota; Agaricomycetes; Polyporales; Polyporaceae
Product: WD40 repeat-like protein
Exons: 6
Cellular component (GO): small-subunit processome
Molecular function (GO): protein binding; snoRNA binding
Source: RefSeq, a predicted model, not a curated record
AUGCCAGACUCCUUCUUUGCCACCUCCAAGAACCGCAAACGCAAGCGGUCCGGCACAAAGGAUGCCGGCCCAUCGUCCUCGAAAAAGCCUGCACGAGGAGUGAAGGGAAAGGGCCGGAAACACGACAUCAACGGAACCGCAAGCAAGAAGCGUGCAGCAGCAGACGAGGAGCUCUCAGAUGAGACGCAGGACGAUGGCGACCGAGAGGCCAUUGAUGACAUGGAUCUACGGGCUCCGGAUGUGGACCCGAACGCGUACGAGAGCGGAGAGGAGGACGAGGACGAGACGCCUGCACAGAAGAGGCUAAGGCUCGCGAAACUUUACCUGGAUAGCGUGAAGCAGGGCUUGUCAUUAGCUGAUGGCGAGUUCGACGCGGCUGAGAUCGACCGCGAGCUCAUCUCUGCGCGACUCAAACAAGAUGUGAUGGAACACUCCGGGAAAGUGCAUUUGUUCGUCGCAGAUAGCUUUGACCUAACACACUCCCCAUCCCUACGCACAAAACGUGCCCACCGCUUCUCCGUGACCGCCGCCGUUGCGUCGGAAGACGGCCGCUGGCUCUUCACCUCCGGCAAAGAGGGCGCCAUCAUAAAAUGGGACCUCCACACCGGCAAGCAAGUGCAUGCGUACCACAAAAUCCGCGUCGAGAACAAGGGCAAAGGCAAAGGCAAGUCGCGCGCCCCGCCUGGAGAGAUCGCGGGACACACGGACGAAGUAUGGGCGCUCGCGGUGAGCCCGGACGGGAAGUACCUCGCAAGUGGCGGGAAGGACAGGCGCGUCGGCGUGUGGGACGUCGAAAAGGAUGAGUGGGUGAAGGGCUUUGGCGGCCACCGGGAUUGCAUAUCGGCCCUCGCGUUUCGCAGAGCGCAGCCAUCGUUACAGAUCCCCACGCAGCUCUACUCAGGGUCGUACGACCGGACGCUCAAGCUGUUUGACCUGUCGACUAUGGGCUACGUCGAAACGCUAUUCGGCCACCAAGCUCCCAUCCUCUCUAUCGACGCGCUCCGGGGUGAGACGGCGGUGAGCUGUGGGGGACGGGACAAGACAGUGCGGUACUGGAAGGUCCCGGAGGAGACGCAGCUGGUGUUCCGAGGCGGGGGCGGGAGUACGUGGCAUGAUGACCUGGACGGGAUGAUGGAUGAGGACGCAGAGGAAGAUGGUGGCGCCGGGGUCAGGAAAAAGGCUGGGAAGGCCAUCGACUCGACGAUGGAGAAGUUUGUGGAGGGGAGCAUGGAGUGCGUAGCCUUGAUUGACGAGACGACUUUCGUCAGUGGCGGCGAUAGCGGGUCCAUAAGCCUAUGGUCGACUCAGCGGAAGAAGCCCGUUUUUACGCGGGCGCUCGCACACGGAAUGGAUCUGUCACAGGUCGAGGCAGAGGACAUCAAGACGAUCCGGAAACCUCGUUGGAUCACUGCGCUCGGCAGUCUGCGCUACUCAGACCUGUUUGCAUCAGGUUCAUGGAAUGGCGAGAUCCGACUAUGGAAGCUCGACGCGAAGCUGAAGUCGUUCUCGCUUGUCGGGUCGCUCCUCGCUCUCGGUGUGGUGAACUCGCUGCAGUUCAUCUCGCCACCACAGGCC